Molecule: messenger RNA, 398 nt
Organism: Antrostomus carolinensis (chuck-will's-widow)
Lineage: Eukaryota; Metazoa; Chordata; Aves; Caprimulgiformes; Caprimulgidae
Gene: MRPS33
Product: mitochondrial ribosomal protein S33
Exons: 2
Coding region: 40-360 (106 amino acids)
Cellular component (GO): mitochondrion
Source: RefSeq, a predicted model, not a curated record
AGGUCUGUCUGUCUGUGUGUGCCCACUCCUCCUUGGGAGAUGUCCAGUGUUUCCAGUUACGCCCUUCGAAUGGCCCGGCUGAGUGCUCAGAUAUUCGGAGAAGUUGUCAGGCCGACUGACUCAAAAUCUAUGAAAGUAGUGAAGCUAUUCAGCGAGCAGCCUUUGGCCAAGAGGAAGGAGGUCUACAACUGGUAUCCUCCUCACAACACCUACUACGCCCUCAUGAAGAAACUCCGUUACUUUGGUCUCUACAGGGAUGAGCAUCAGGACUUUAAGGAAGAGAUGAGGCGAUUGAAAAAGCUCCGUGGGAAGGAAAAGCCAAAGAAGGGGGAAGGGAAGAGAGCUCUCAAGAAGAAAUAACACCACUUGGACAAUAUAAUGAACUACUCUGAAAAUGC